Fonsecaea erecta is the source of this 1995-nucleotide messenger RNA. RefSeq lists its product as hypothetical. The transcript has a single exon. The record is from RefSeq and is a predicted model, not a curated record. Bases 1 to 1995 code for a protein of 664 amino acids. Lineage: Eukaryota; Fungi; Ascomycota; Eurotiomycetes; Chaetothyriales; Herpotrichiellaceae.
AUGAUGCGCUGGCAUCUUGAACGCAAUGAUUGGAAUGUCAACCGCUCCGCAUCGGAAUUCUGGUGGUGCGAAGACAGACCAACAGAAGCGCCAGCCGGCAGACCACGUCCGCAAGGGCUUCGUACUGAGGCAACGGUCGAACGGGAGCGACUUAAACAAGUUCACGACAUGCAAACUGCCCUUCGGAGGAACUUUCCCAACUGGAGAGUAGAGAACGUCCCAAUGAUGCUCUUAUAUCGUGACAACAAUUUUGUCCAGGACCGUGCUCAAGAGGCAAUUACAUCGCGCGCGGGGGACUAUGACGACUAUGAAGAGGAGGCUGCUAGGUUAAGUGGCCCUCCGGACGGCCAGUUAGAUAUGGAUCAGAGACUCGCACUGUUCUUGAACAUCUCGGCCACAAACAGCGUGUACUCUGCGCGACAACUGCUUCAAAAACACCACUGGGAUGUCGGGGCCGCCAUCGAAGCCUGGAUGGAGGCCGGAGGGGUUCGCGUGACGUUCCCACCUGACAAUCCCGCGGAUCAAGGUGGAAAUUAUGGGCUGCGGGAUGUCAAUGUGAACCGUCCCCCUCGAAUUCGAGACGGUCAGUUCCAGUUCUUUGACGACGACUACAUAAAGUUGCUGAGUUUCGUUUCUAAGAAGCGCAAGGCGCCUGAGAACGGAGCAGACGGCGACCCCAGCGACCCGAGCAGCAGUGACCCGAGCAGCAGUGACCUGAAGUCUGUCAUCUCGGGAGGUCAUUCAGGCGAGCCUGACCCAGAGCUCGGGGCUCCUUCCUCUAUAGCAAGAAAACGUCGGAAGACCGCCGCCAGUGAAAUGGAGUCUGACGUAGCGUCCGGAUCAGCUCCUGGUCCUGAGCUCGACGAAAGCGAGGAAAGCGACGACGAUGGUCAGCGAUAUAGGGGAUUCGUCGCCGGUCGCGACUAUAUCCGCGGCAACCGUGGUGGUACAGGCAAUCCUCGCGGUGCUCUAGUUAAUCCCAGCCGGGAUCCCGCCGUCGUCCACUGUCCGGAUCCGACCAAAUUGUAUAUCGAAUACAUCAAAGAAGGUAAGUACAAGUGCAUGCGGUUCAAAGGACAAGCGAAAGGCAGGAGGGAUAUGCGCUUCCGGUGGGAAGACGACAAGCCCGACGACGAUGAUACACUUGAAGAGGUAGAGUUUGACUGGCACAACAAAGCACACAUUGUGCUAUUAAAUCGUUGGAGGAACGAUCGCCAUGUCCAGAUCACGGGUGUCACCAAAGGGGAUCUCAACGGCGGGCCAUUCAACAAGUACGAGGAGCAAUGGCUGGUGGAACAGGAAGCCAUGCGGAUCGAGGAGAAGUUUUGCGCCAGGGCCGGUCAGGCUCCGGGCCAGAAUGUUGGUCGAUCUGAUCCCGCGCAAUACCAAGUAGCCGAGGCGGAAUACGACCGGGGCACCAAUUUCCCGGUUCCAUUGAGUGCGGCAGAGCUUCAAGACCUCACGAAUCGGUUCAACGCCACGUUUAUGAACAGGCGGUAUUACAACAAGGUCAACUGGAUGCCGGAUCCCAACAACCAGUUCAAGUUCAUACCCACUGCCGUCCUGAAAGACAUGGCCCUGGUGGGCCCGGUGCCCCGCCCACAGCGGAGUAUCAACGAGAUCAAACAGCACCGGUGCCGCAUCGCUGCUUACUCCAAGCACUACAUGCUCCGGCACGACAAGGCCAAAUGGAAGAACGUCCAGGACGAGAGUGAGUUGGUCAGCGACAUCGACUCGGACUUUGAGGACGUGAGCGGCCGCCGCGCUCCCCUUCCAGUUCUUCCCGCGGCGGCGACCAAUGCCGGUGGCGGCAGUGGCACCCAGGCCCAGACUGGCACCGAGGCAGCUCAGAAUGCCAACGCCGGACCCUCAACUGCCAGCAGCGGCGCCGGCCAGAACGCCAACGACUCUCUUCUAAUCAGCGACGACAACAUGGACCUCCUUGACGACGAUGAUGACGUGGUAGAGGACGAGGAUAUGUACGGACCCGGAUAG